Messenger RNA from Solanum verrucosum, 1348 nucleotides. RefSeq lists its product as uncharacterized. Bases 76 to 1149 code for a protein of 357 amino acids. The record is from RefSeq and is a predicted model, not a curated record. Lineage: Eukaryota; Viridiplantae; Streptophyta; Magnoliopsida; Solanales; Solanaceae. The transcript has 5 exons.
CUAGAUCUUUUAUAACUCCUAUAAAACAAGGGCAUCUACAAGAGUCACCACUAUUAUUUCACUAAGUUCACAAAAAUGGCAGAGUCCCCUACUACCUCAGGUAUGACUAGGAAAAUUCUUGUACUUUUCUUGAUUGGAUUGUUGGCAUAUGUUUAUCAAGCAAUUACACCACCUCCUCCGAAAUUUUGUGGUUCCCCCGGUGGCAAUCCCAUCACUGCACCACGAAUAAAACUCUCCGAUGGAAGGCAUUUGGCGUAUAAAGAGCAAGGUGUUUCGAAAAAUGAAGCAAAGUACAAAAUUGUGUUCAUCCAUGGAUUUGAUAGUUGUAGACAUGACGUUGUUAUUGCCACCACUCUUUCUCAUGAUGUUAUUGAGAGUUUGGGAAUAUAUAUUGUGUCAAUUGAUAGACCUGGUUAUGGUGAAAGUGAUCCUCAUCCACAAAGAACACCAAAGAGUUUAGCUCUUGAUAUUGAAGAAUUAGCAGAUCAAUUGGAAUUGGGAUCCAAAUUCUAUGUUGUUGGAUUUUCCAUGGGUGGACAAGUAGUUUGGGGAUGUCUCAAAUAUAUUCCUCACAGAUUGGCAGGAGCAGCACUUCUAACACCUGUGGUUAACUAUUGGUGGCCUAGUUUCCCAUCAAAUUUGUCAACAAAAUCAUAUUAUGAUCAACUUUUGCCUGAUCAAUGGACACUUAGAGUUGCUCAUUAUCUUCCAUGGUUAACAUAUUGGUGGAACACUCAAAAAUAUUUUUCAUCUUCUAGUGUUGCAGCUCAUAGCCCUGGUAUUUUUAAAACUCAAGAUAUGCAAUUAGGACCAAGAUUUGAUGGCUCACAAGAAAAAUACAGGGCACAAAUUAGACAACAAGGGGAAUUUGAAUCACUCCAUAGAGAUACAAAUAUUGGAUUUGGUACAUGGGAAUUUGAUCCAAUGGAUUUAAAAAAUCCAUUUGAUAAAAAUGAAGGAUCUGUUCAUUUAUGGCAAGGUGAUGAAGAUGGACUUGUACCUGUUAUAUUACAAAGAUAUAUUGCACAAAAAUUACCAUGGAUUCAAUAUCAUGAAAUUAAAGGUGGUGGUCAUUUAUUUCCUUAUGCUGAUGGAAUGGGAGAUAAACUUAUCAAAACAUUUUUACUUGGUGAAAAAUUUGAAGUAUAACGAUGUACGGAGAAAUAUAGACGUUCAGAUAUGAUUUAGUUGAAUUCUGAAGAAAAAAAGAGUGAUUGAAGUCGAAGUUGAAAAAGGGUAUUUGAAAGUUGGAUUUGACUUAACAUGUAACAUGUGUUGUGUGCUUUGUGUAAUGGCACUAGUUGGGGACUAGUCCUAGAUGAAAUUAAUUAAUACAAAGUUCAUCAUC